AUGGCAUCAACCCAGUUGACCCAGCAAGAAAAGGCAGACCCUCACAAUGACGAGGCAACCGCCCCUGCAGCGACCAAGUCUUUCGUUCCGCUAGAGAACAAUCCAGAAGUCAUGAGUUCACUCUUACACAAUCUUGGCCUCUCAUCACAGCUCGCUUUCCACGACGUCUUCAGCAUCGAUGAACCCGAACUACUUGCCUUCGUGCCCCGCCCAGCAUGCGCUCUCCUCCUAGUAUUCCCCAUCAGUGACACAUACGAGACUUUCCGCCUCAGCGAAGAUCACGACAAGCCAGAGUACGAGGGCUGUGGCCCCGACGAAGAGGUCGUUUGGUACAAACAGACCAUCAGCAACGCUUGCGGUCUCAUCGGUGUACUACACGCAGCGAGCAAUGGUCCAGCUCGGGACUUCAUCACUCCAGACUCGCAUUUGGCAAAGCUUCUCCAAGACGCCAUCAACCUCAAGCCCGCUGAGCGUGCCGAUUUACUGUACGAGUCGCAGGCUCUUGAAAACGCUCAUCAAGCCGCCGCCACUGGUGGUGAUACUGCUGCCCCUUCGGCAGACGACAACAUCGAUCUACACUACGUCUGCUUUGUCAAGUCUGCAAACAACCACUUGUGGGAGAUGGAUGGUCGUCGCAAGGGCCCCUUGGACAGAGGUGUCUUGUCCGCUGACGACGAUGUCUUGAGCGACAAGGCUCUCGACAUGGGCGUCCGUAGUUUCCUCCAACGAGAAUCCGAAGCAGGAGGUGGUGACUUGCGUUUCAGUCUCGUCGCCCUCUCUCAGUCGCUAGACUGA
Molecule: messenger RNA, 795 nt
Organism: Aureobasidium melanogenum CBS 110374
Lineage: Eukaryota; Fungi; Ascomycota; Dothideomycetes; Dothideales; Saccotheciaceae
Product: cysteine proteinase
Exons: 2
Coding region: 1-795 (264 amino acids)
Biological process (GO): ubiquitin-dependent protein catabolic process; protein deubiquitination
Cellular component (GO): cytoplasm
Molecular function (GO): cysteine-type deubiquitinase activity
Source: RefSeq, a predicted model, not a curated record